Molecule: messenger RNA, 767 nt
Organism: Miniopterus natalensis
Lineage: Eukaryota; Metazoa; Chordata; Mammalia; Chiroptera; Miniopteridae
Gene: POP7
Product: POP7 ribonuclease P/MRP subunit
Biological process (GO): tRNA 5'-leader removal
Cellular component (GO): ribonuclease MRP complex; nucleus; nucleolar ribonuclease P complex
Molecular function (GO): nucleic acid binding
Source: RefSeq, a predicted model, not a curated record
GCCGGCCUCUGAUCAGUCGGCUUCCUCCAGGAAGCCUGCCUGUGUUGAAAGAGACCACAUACAAUAUAGAGGGCACGCAACAUGGCAGAAAACCGAGAGCACCGUGGGGCCGUGGAGGCUGAGCUGGAUCCGGUGGAAUACACCCUUCGGAAGCGGCUGCCCCACCGCCUGCCCCGGAGGCCCAAUGACAUUUAUGUCAACAUGAAGACUGACUUUAAGGCCCAGCUGGCCCGUUGCCAGAAGCUGCUGGACGGAGGAGCGCGGGGUCAGAAGGCAUGCACCGAGAUCUACAUACAUGGCUUGGGCCUGGCCAUCAGUCGCGCAAUCAACAUUGCCCUACAGCUGCAGGCGGGCAGCUUUGGGUCCUUGCAGGUGGCUGCCAAUACCUCCACAGUGGAACUUGUUGAUGAACUGGAACCAGAGACUGAUACACGAGAGCCGCUGACCCGCAUCAGAAACAACUCGGCCAUCCACAUCCGAGUUUUCAGGGUCACACCGAAGUAAUUAAAAUGAGUCUGGCUCACCUUAUACAGCCACUCUCAGCUAGGGUCAGGUAUGACUCUCCUUGUACUGAAUACUGUCAUGGACCUCCUGCCAGAGCCAUAUAAGGAAAAUCCUGUCAUCUCAUAUUCCAAAGGACUCUGAAUUGAGAGAGGAAGAGUGUCUCUUGUUGGGCCCAAGCAGUAGGUCUUCCUGAAUCUUUGUGGUCUGUAACCAACCAUUUUCCUAGGCAAUAAAAAGUAUUGAGUCAUGUUAAUAUGCAUCCA